This is a messenger RNA of Esox lucius (northern pike), 3828 nucleotides long. It is a transcript of the gene cilp2, whose product is annotated as cartilage intermediate layer protein 2. The annotation marks the transcript as partial. NCBI's taxonomy places the organism in Eukaryota, Metazoa, Chordata, Actinopteri, Esociformes, Esocidae. The record is from RefSeq and is a predicted model, not a curated record. The transcript has 9 exons.
CUUGUUGGUUGGGGACAGGAGCAGUUUUACAACAAGUAUAAUUUGCACCUGGGAACAGUCAAAGACCCUAGCCUCCCAUUUUUAAGAGAAAAACGUUUUCUUCCAGACUUCACUAUAUAUCACAUAGAGUAAGAAGGCGUCCACGUUUGUGAAAGGGACACUAUGUGGGACUUUGGCAAAGUGACACUCUUGUCUUUCCUGGUGCAAGUGACUGUGGCUCAAGGGCCUAUCUGGAACAGCUCUCUGUUCAGGGACUGGAGCCAGACAGACAGAAGCAGCAAACUUGCCUCCAACACACUAACCGAGCCACAGCGGACCGCAGCCUCCGCAGACGUGACUGAAUGGACGUCCUGGUUCAACAUCGACCAUCCGGGGGGGAACGGAGACUACGAGAGGCUGGAGGCCAUCCGCUUCUACUACAGGGAGAGGGUGUGUGUGCGGCCGGUUGCCAUGGAAGCCCGCACCACGGAUUGGGUGGCCGCGGGCGAGACGGGCGAGGUGACACACUCCAGCCUGGAGAAGGGCUUCUGGUGCAUCAACAAGGAGCAGCCCUACGGACGGAUAUGCUCCAACUACCACGUCCGCUUCCAGUGCCCGCCAGUUCAGGCCUACUGGACCGACUGGGCAGGCUGGGGCCCAUGCUCUGCCACAGCCUGUAAUGACGUGGGCAUCCAGGUACGCCAGAGGAAGUGUAUGAGUGUCCAGCCCCUGCCCUUGCUGCUGGCGCCCCCCUGCCAGGGUCACCACGUGGAGAGGAGGGAGUGCGUCACCCGGCCAUGUGAAGCCGAGUGGACUAAGUGGGGUCCAUGGGCCUCAUGCUCCGUUACCUGUGGCAAAGGUCGCAGGGUUAGGAGGAGGACCUGUGUGAGAUCCUCGGAAACUGUGAAGUGUGUUGGACGAGGGGGUGAAAUCCAGAAAUGUGGGGGAACUCCGUGUCCGUCCCAAUGUAAGCUUGAGUGCCCAGGUGGCCAUGCCAGUGAUGACUGCAGUCGCUGUGUGUGUGCGGGCCACGUGCUUCAGGGAGAGGUCCUCAGUAUCACCGGCGUGCCUCUGGCAGGAGCCACGAUCGCCCUGUCUAGCCAACCUAAAAUCAUCCUCACCCACACCGACUCCAUGGGCCUCUUCAGGCUCCCAGGGGUUUGCUCCAGCUCCCCCACCCAGCUCUACAUCAGGAAGGAGAGGUUUGCACCCGUCAUGGCCUACACCUCCAGCAACGGCUCCAUGUCCUCCUGGAUAAGAGCGGUCCUGAAAUCUGCAGAGAAGCCAUAUGUUAUAAAGCACCCAGAGGAUAAGGUGCGCUACGAGGGACAACGUGUGAUGUUAUGCUGCAAGGCUACAGGGUCACCCAUGCCCGACAAAUACUACUGGUACUACAAUGGGACACUUUUGGACAGAAAUGUGUUCAAAUAUGAAGAGGAUCUGGUGCUGAGGGACCUGAAGCCAGAGCAAACUGGACAUUACUAUUGCAAAGCCAGCAGCCAGGCAGGCAGUAUCAAGUCUUCCCCAGCAUUCCUCACUGUUAUUGCUAGGGGCAUGCCGGCAUGCAACCCCACACCCGAGGACCACCUCAUCAGACUGCCCAUGGACUGCGUUCAGCCUGGUACUGAUUCUAAAUAUUACAACGCUGGCCGCUGCCCCCACAACAUGUGUGCAGGCUCCCGGGACUUUGACCUGCGCUGCAGGGACGGCGGUGGCUACUGCUGUGGGGUCCAGAAGAUGGAGAGUCGGGUGAUCGACUGCGGAAGUUACCACCUGCCCAUUAAGGCUGUGACUGAGUGUGGCUGCCAGAAGUGCGUUGAACCCAAGGUGCUGGUGCGUGGCAGGGUGGUCACCGCGGACAACAAUGAACCGCUGCGUUUUGGGCAUCUGUACAUUGGCAACGAGAGAGUGGGUACCACAGGGUACAAAGGAGGCUUCACCCUCAAUGUCACCCCCGACACAAAGAGGCUGGUGGUGAACUUUGUAGAUCCCACAAAUAAGUUCAUCGACACUCCUAAGGUGUUUAUAUUCGACAAGCGAGGGGGCUCGGUUUACCAUGAUGUGAAGGUGAUGAGAAAGCAGGAACCUAUUGAUAUCAAUGCUGGAGAGACAAAUACCAUUAUUUUAGGAGAAAUCAAAGGAGAGGACCCAAUUGGAGAGAUUGUCAUACCUCCAAAUUCCUUCCACAGAAACAAUGGGGACGUGUACGAAGGUACGGUCAAAGCCAGUGUCACCUUCAUUGACCCCAGGAACAUCACAACUGCUGCUGCUGCGCCUGGUGACCUCAACUUUGUGGACGGUGAGGGUGACAUGUCUCCACUCAGGACAUACGGGAUGUUUUCUGUUGACUUCAGAGAUGAGGCAAACCAGGAAGUCCUGGGGACUGGAGCGGUUCAAGUACUCCUAGACACGCAGCACGUCAAAAUGCAAGAGCAUAUUCCCAAAAUGAAACUGUGGUCGCUCAACCCAGACACAGGUGUCUGGGAGGAGGAAAGUGACUUUCACUACACCCAGGCCAAUUCUGGUGGUAAGGGUAGGAGCAAACGAGAGGAGCGCACAUUUCUCAUAGGUAAUAUGGAAAUCAGGGAGCGUCGACUUUUCAACUUGGAUGUACCUGAAAACCGCCGCUGCUAUGUCAAAGUAAGAGCUUACAUGAGUGACAAGUUCCUAAACAAUGAACAGCUGGAAGGUGUGGUUAUCAGCCUGAUAAACCUGGAGCCUCGACCUGGCUUCUCCUCCAACCCCAGGGCAUGGGGUCGCUUUGACAGUGUGAUAACUGGACCCAACGGAGCUUGCCUGCCAGCCUUCUGUGACGCCCAGGUGCCUGAUGCUUACACCGCAUAUGUCACUGGUAUAAUGGGCGGAGAAGAAUUGGAGGCAGCUCCUUCAACCCCGAAAAUGAACCCAAACAUCAUUGGAGUCUCUCAGCCAUACUUAGACAAGAUAGACUACCAGCGUUCAGACCACAGUGAUCCAGCUCUCAAGAAAACAGCCUUCAAAAUCAACUUGGCAAAACCCAACCCCAAUAAUUUCGAAGAGACCAAUGGGCCAAUAUACCCCUAUCAGAGUUUAAUAGCCUGUGAAAAUGCUCCAGUCGAUGCCAACCAUUUCCGAUUCUUCCGUGUGGAAAAGGACAAAUAUGAAUAUAAUGUGGUGCCUUUCCAAGAGAAUGACUUAACGUCAUGGACAGGUGACUACCUAUCUUGGUGGCCCAACCCUCAGGAGUUCAGGGCUUGCUUCAUCAAGGUCAAGAUCCAGGGGCAAAAGGAGGUAAUGGUGAGAUCACAGAACCAUGGAGGCACCCACCCUGAGACCGCAGGUCAGCUGUACGGCAUCCGAGACAUCCGCAGCACCCGUGACAUGCAUGUGGCCAACACCUCGGCAGCUUGCCUUGAGUUCAAGUGCAGUGGCAUGCUAUUCGACCAAGCCACGGUUGACAGGUCCCUCAUAUCAGUCCUCCCACAGGGCAACUGUCGGAGGGUGGGCAUCAACAGCCUGCUACAGGAGUACCUCACCAAGCACCCGCCUACUUCACAGAACAAUGAGUCCCAUGCCUUCAGCAUGCUGGCCCCAGUCGACCCCUUAGGGCACAACUAUGGCAUCUACACGGUCACAGACCAGAACCCGAGGGUGGCCAAAGAGAUUGCUAUCGGACGCUGCUUCGAUGGUACCUCUGACGGCUUCUCCAGAGAGAUGAAGACAAAUGCCGGCAUUGCUCUGACCUUCAGCUGCCCAGAAAGGACUGUGACCAGGGAGAGUCUCUUUCAACGUCUCCAAACAAACCCCAGCCAGACCCUCUCUCAGAUGGCCCGGGACAUGAGAGAGGCACAGGGUCUCCAGGUCCAAGGA